AUAAUAUAUCUUUGAUUACUUUUAAAAACUGUCACUAUCUAUCAUCUAAAAGUCAAAUUUUUGAUCUACCAAGAGAAUCCAACUCUUCUUAUAGCCCUCAUUAGUUUGGUUUCAAGUUCCCUUUUCAUACAUAAAUAUUACCCUUCGAAGCUAAUAAACAUCUUCUUCUUAUUCUUUCUCUCUAUCUCUGAGAUGGGUUUGUUUGGGACGAAGAAGAUCGGCAAGUACGAGAUAGGGAGGACCAUCGGAGAAGGGAACUUCGCAAAAGUGAAACUUGGUUAUGACACGACCAAUGGUACCUAUGUAGCUGUCAAAAUCAUAGACAAGUCUCUGGUUAUCCAAAAGGGUCUAGAGUCUCAAGUCAAGAGAGAGGUAAGGACUAUGAAGCUUCUUAACCAUCCCAACAUCGUACAGAUACACGAGGUGAUUGGGACCAAGACAAAGAUCUGUAUUGUGAUGGAAUACGUGGCAGGUGGUCAGCUUUCAGACAAACUUGAAAGACAUAAGAUGAAAGAAUCAGAUGCAAGAAAGCUUUUCCAACAAUUGAUUGAUGCCGUUGAUUACUGUCACAACAGAGGAGUUUACCACAGAGAUCUUAAGCCACAAAACUUGCUAAUAGAUUCAAAGGGUAAUCUCAAAGUCUCUGACUUUGGACUAAGUGCAGUACCUAAAUCAGGGGAUAUGCUCUCUACAGCUUGUGGAUCUCCAUGCUAUAUAGCACCUGAGCUGAUAAUGAACAAAGGGUACUCAGGAGCAGCAGUGGACGUGUGGUCUUGUGGGGUGAUUCUAUUCGAGUUGCUUGCUGGUUACCCACCGUUCGAUGAUCAUACUCUUCCUGUCUUGUAUAAGAAGAUACUCAGAGCAGAUUACACGUUCCCACCUGGUUUCACUGGAGAGCAGAAGAGGCUAAUCUUUAACAUUCUUGACCCAAAUCCUCAAACGCGUAUAACACUAGCUGAGAUUAUCAUCCAAGAUUCUUGGUUCAAGUUAGGUUAUACACCAGCUUAUCAUCAAGUUUCAGACUCAGUCAAGGAGAAUGUAGCGGAGAUAAAUGCAGCAACCGCGUCUUCAAAUUUUAUAAACGCUUUUCAGAUAAUAGCAAUGUCUAGUGAUCUAGAUUUGUCAGGUCUCUUCGAAGAACAAGAUGAUAAGAGAUAUAAAACAAGAAUUGGGUCCAAGAACACAGUACAAGAAACAAUCAAGAAGAUUGAAGCUGCUGCAAUUGAUGUUAGUUUAUCGGUUGAAAGAAUAAAGCACUUCAAGGUUAAGAUUCAGCCAAAAGAGAUAAGAUCAAGAUCUUCUUAUGACUUACUAUCAGCAGAGGUGAUCGAGGUGACUCCAACCAAUUGUGUAAUAGAAAUAUCAAAAUCCGCAGGGGAGUUAAGACUAUACAUGGAGUUUUGCCAGAGUUUAUCCAGCUUACUUACAGCCGAAGUAGGCUAAGAGUCCAUAGAUUGUCAAGAAAAGUGAUGUGACAUAGAUGAUGAAUAUACGAAGCAAAUAAAGCAUAUUUUACUGAUUCAAGUUGCAGUGACAUGAAGACAGUGAAGAGGUUGGAUUGAAAAAGUAAUUCAUGUCUUGUGGUGAUCCCAAAGGGUUCUCUUUCCAAAAAGAAAAACGGCUUCUCAUUCAGGGUGUAAAAUGAUGUAUUUGUUAUAAAUUAAGCAUUGAAAUGA
Molecule: messenger RNA, 1676 nt
Organism: Brassica oleracea var. oleracea
Lineage: Eukaryota; Viridiplantae; Streptophyta; Magnoliopsida; Brassicales; Brassicaceae
Product: CBL-interacting serine/threonine-protein kinase 21
Exons: 8
Coding region: 193-1443 (416 amino acids)
Biological process (GO): signal transduction; protein phosphorylation
Molecular function (GO): ATP binding; protein kinase activity
Source: RefSeq, a predicted model, not a curated record